Talaromyces stipitatus ATCC 10500 is the source of this 2299-nucleotide messenger RNA. Its product is annotated as spore-specific catalase CatA. Gene Ontology annotation, molecular function: heme binding; catalase activity. The coding region runs from base 1 to 2238 and encodes 745 amino acids. Gene Ontology annotation, biological process: response to oxidative stress; hydrogen peroxide catabolic process. Gene Ontology annotation, cellular component: cytosol. The transcript is spliced from 3 exons. The record is from RefSeq and is a predicted model, not a curated record. Lineage: Eukaryota; Fungi; Ascomycota; Eurotiomycetes; Eurotiales; Trichocomaceae.
AUGACGAGCACUGUUGCUGGCGGCCUUCACAAGGUCCAGGAGGCUAUUCAGUCUGCCGCGGGUCAGGACAAGAAGAUUAUUGAUCUGUCCCGCGAAACGGCUGAUGUUCAUAAGAAGACGAAGUUUACUACGGACCAUGGUGUGCCUGUUUCCGAUACCGAUCACUGGUUGAAGGUGGUCAAUGAUAAGACUUCUGGCCCUAGUCUGUUGGAAGAUCAGAUUGCUCGUGAGAAGAUCCAUCGCUUCGAUCACGAACGUAUCCCAGAGCGAGUUGUCCAUGCUCGUGGUACCGCGGCUUUCGGAAAUUUCACCUUGAAAGAGGCUAUUCCCGAAUUGAGUUAUGCUGGUAUCCUCAAUGAUACGUCUAGAAAGACUCCUGUCUUUCUACGAUUCUCCACUGUCCAGGGUAGCCGAGGAAGUGCCGAUACUGUUCGAGAUGUCCGUGGAUUCGCAGUGAAGUUCUAUACAGACGAGGGUAACUGGGACUUGAUUGGAAACAACAUUCCCGUAUUCUUCAUUCAGGAUGCUGUCAAAUUCCCAGACUUUGUCCACGCUGUCAAGCCUGAGCCACACAACGAAGUUCCACAAGCUCAAACAGCUCACAACAACUUCUGGGACUUCACUUUCCUUCACCCCGAGUCAACCCACAUGUUCAUGUGGGCCAUGUCUGAUCGAGCCAUUCCUCGCUCUUACCGUAUGAUGCAAGGCUUCGGGGUCAACACAUUUACACUCGUCAACAAGAAGGGCAAACGCCACUUGGUCAAGUUCCAUUUCAUUCCUCACCUCGGUGUCCAUUCGUUGGUCUGGGAUGAAGCAUUGAAGUUGGCUGGUCAAGACCCCGACUUCCACCGCAAGGAUCUUAUGGAAGCCAUUGAUAACAAGGCCUACCCUAAGUGGGACUUUGCUAUCCAGGUCAUCCCAGAGGAGAAACAGGACGACUUUGAAUUCGACCCUCUUGAUGCCACCAAGAUCUGGCCCGAAGAGCUCGUCCCUCUUCGCGUCAUUGGCGAGCUUGAGCUCAAUCGCAACAUUGACGAGUUCUUCUCUCAAACCGAGCAAGUCGCUUUCUGUACCAGCCACAUCGUGCCGGGUAUUGAUUUCUCCAACGACCCUCUCUUGCAGGGACGUAACUUCUCCUACUUUGAUACACAACUUUCUCGUCUUGGAAUUAACUGGGAGGAAAUUCCAAUCAACCGUCCAGUCUGUCCCGUCAUGAACCACAAUCGUGACGGCGCCAUGCGUCACAGAAUCACCAAGGGAACAGUCAACUACUGGCCCAACCGUUUUGAUGCCGUACCACCAACCAAACCGGAGGAUGGCGGAUUUGUAUCUUACCACGAGAAGAUCCAAGGAAUUAAACAACGUAGCCAGGGCCCCAAGUUCCGUGAAUACCACAACCAGGCUCAGCUAUUCUACAACUCGCUCAGCGACUAUGAGAAGCACCACGUUGCCAAGGCUUUCAGCUUCGAGCUUGAUCAUUGCGAUGACCCUGUUGUUUACCAGCGCAUGGCCAUGCGUAUUGCAGAGAUUGACCUUGAGCUUGCCCAGAAAGUUGCAGUUAUGAUCGGUGCGCCAACACCCGAAAAGGCAGGAAAGCAGAACCACGGCAAGAAAGCUCGCGGUCUUUCACAACUCGACUUCAAGCCUCGCGUGCCAACCGUGGCUAGCAGACGUAUUGCCAUCCUUAUCGGCGAUGGUUUCGACUCUGUUGCUUUUAACGGAGUGUAUACCGCCGUCAAGGCCGCUGGUGCGUUACCGUUCGUCAUCGGCACAAAGAGACAGCCCGUCUUCGCCGACGGCGUCGAUCCUAAGACCGGAAAGGGCGUAACACCCGACCAUCAGUACGAUGGUAUGCGCUCAACCAUGUUCGACGCUACUUUCGUCCCCGGUGGACCACACGUCAAAUCUUUGGCAAAGAUUGGACAGAUUCGCUACUGGAUAGCAGAGACAUUCGGCCACUUGAAAGCGCUGGGCGCAACAGGUGAGGCUGUCGAUCUUGUCAAACAGGCCUUGGUGGGCAUCGAUGCUCUUCAGUUUGCGACUCAGGGUAGCGCUGAUGUUGUGGAGUCGUAUGGUGUAGUGACUGCUGCAGGUCCACAGAAACCGGAGAGUUUCAAGGAAGGUUGGAAGAUGGUUAAGGGUGCGACUGAUUUCUUGGGCAAGUUCUUCUUUGAGAUUGGAGAGCAUCGGAACUAUAAGCGUGAACUUGAUAGGUUGGCUGAUACCCUUGCCUUCUAAACGAACACAAAAAGGCUUAAGUGGUCUUGGACACGGAAUGGACUUGUUUUAAAUUUGUUAA